AUGGCGACUCAGAAGAUGGAUUCCGCUAUGGUCAAAGUUCUCGGUCAAAAGUAUUGGAACCAUUUUGCGAUCCAGCUCGGUCACUGGAAUCCGAUGAAGGUCGUCAUCAUGAGCGAGGAAACAUUCAGUAACAUGUCCUGGCCCGUUAAGAUUGAGCUUGCCCGCGAAAUGGGCAAAUAUCUGAACGAAGAGGUCAUGUAUUGCCAAGAUGCUGAGAAUGCAAGCGUCUGGAUUCUUGGUCCGAAGAAGGUUCUUGCUCCGAGCGUCCUGGUUAUCAACAGCAUUCCCAUCUGGGACCCCAAGAAAAAGCAUGCUCGUGUGCCAGCCAAGAUCCCUCGUCCGCCCAAUGCCUAUAUUCUAUAUCGUAGAGACAAGCACAACCAAGUCAAGGCGGAGCACCCGGGCUUGCAUAACAACGAAAUCUCUGUCAUCACUGGCGCCAUGUGGAAGGGUGAAUCACCUGAGGUUCGAGCUCUCUAUCACCAGAAGGCUGAGGAGCUCAAGCAACAACUGCUCGAUAACCACCCUGAGUACCGCUAUUCCCCUCGCAAGCCAUCUGAGAUUCGUCGUCGUGCGCGUCGUGCUCAGUCUUCCCAGAACACUUCCCUGAAGUCCAACCUGAAGAACAUGCAAGCUGCGUUCUCUCCUAUUAGCGAGAUCACUCGUCAGAUCCCCCAGGCGUCUAAGUUCCUUCCUCCUUUCGCGAAUGCGAGCUGGACUCCUUACCAUCUAUUGUCCGGCUCUGAUGGCCCUUCUAUUACUGAAGAGCAGAAUGCUACAUCCGCUGAAGGCACUGCCGUCAUGCAGGACGACCUGGGUCAGAACGCCACAUCCAUCCAGGAACUUGGUUAUGCUCAGGAUGUUGCUUUAACUCAGCACAAUGCUCAUUUCCCGGCCACCACCGUUACUGUCACUGACCACGAGCUGACAGACGAGUCCCCCCAGGACUUUUCAGGCCCCUGGAGUCAUGACGACUCACUUUCACACGUUAACUAUCACUUCAAAGUCGACUUGAAGAUGACGGGACACAAGCUUCAGUUGAAGGGGCCGAGAGAGCAGCAUGGAAAGAUGGAAGAAGACCGGACCGAACAGACCACCUGUUGCAGAGAGACGGGCCAAACGGAUGAUCCCUAUGCACGUAGCGAAGCGAAGCUGCUGACUUUUGCUGCGGCGACGUCGGGUCGCUUCGACACCUCGCAGCAGGUCGCAGUGCAGCAGCGCCAGGACAUCGAACACAGCACCGCAGCACCAAACCAAGCAUGA
Molecule: messenger RNA, 1263 nt
Organism: Thermochaetoides thermophila DSM 1495
Lineage: Eukaryota; Fungi; Ascomycota; Sordariomycetes; Sordariales; Chaetomiaceae
Exons: 6
Coding region: 1-1263 (420 amino acids)
Biological process (GO): cell differentiation; anatomical structure morphogenesis; regulation of transcription by RNA polymerase II
Molecular function (GO): DNA-binding transcription factor activity, RNA polymerase II-specific; RNA polymerase II cis-regulatory region sequence-specific DNA binding
Source: RefSeq, a predicted model, not a curated record